This is a messenger RNA of Trichoderma asperellum CBS 433.97, 899 nucleotides long. NCBI's taxonomy places the organism in Eukaryota, Fungi, Ascomycota, Sordariomycetes, Hypocreales, Hypocreaceae. The record is from RefSeq and is a predicted model, not a curated record.
UUCUACCUACUAGCCUCUGUUGAACAUGGGUCAAGGCAGGAAGGACUGAGUGAGGCCUUUGAACCCCGAGGUUGACUCAUAUGGAUUAUCAGCAGGGCUGGGAUUUUUAUCAAGAGAAACGCUCCACAGUCGUUGCUCCUGCCUGUUGGCAAUCACCUGGACCGUGGUGUCGGUAUCAUCGUCUCAUGGGGGGGCCUUGCAGCGUGGGAUGACCCAUGUGAUUGCGCUCUCUGCCCUACAUAAGUGACAGAAUGAUGAUGAGCACUGCGUCGGAUCCUGUCAAAAUAGUAUAUGGCGGAAGGGAAGCAAACCCAUGGGAUGUAAGCCUAAUAGGGCGCUUUCUCCCUACCGUUGCUGGGGAUAGUCAUCUGCACCCCGGGUCCGAAGACCUGGACAUUUAUCUGUACCCCGGAAGCCCGGACCUUGCAGGUUAUCUUUCGUUUUCAACACCCACUGGGCUGAGCUCUUACAAGAGGAGGGAAGGGAAGGGAAGGAGGGGAGGGGGGCGUGUACGAUAUCGCAGCUCUGAAAAGUCCGAUCUUAGCCCAGGGGAAACUAGACAAGAUACAGAAAAGAAGAAAAAAAUGAGACGUGUAUACGGUUAUAGUAUCACUAGUCAUCCGUAUCACCCACACAAAACCCUCCGUGCCGUUCCUUUUUAUAUACCUAUUAGCGUGACACACAUAAGUGACAGGAUUGACAGCACUAGUCUGCGGGCGCUCUCUUGACAAAACAAACAGCCCAGCCAGGAUUCUUGGGACUAUGGAGUGCUGACCAGCGAGCAGGGAAGCGUGCCGUGCCGCCAGGGGUGCGGCAAUGGUCGAUAGCGUAUACUACUAGUACUUGAUAGACUAAAUUUACAUGGGGAAGAGAGGAAUCAGCCCUUUUUUCCCGUCUGU